Messenger RNA from Symsagittifera roscoffensis, 2285 nucleotides. RefSeq names its product src substrate cortactin-like. Lineage: Eukaryota; Metazoa; Xenacoelomorpha; Acoela; Convolutidae. Bases 159 to 2030 code for a protein of 623 amino acids. Gene Ontology annotation, molecular function: actin filament binding. The transcript is spliced from 12 exons. The record is from RefSeq and is a predicted model, not a curated record. Gene Ontology annotation, cellular component: site of polarized growth; actin filament; cortical actin cytoskeleton. Gene Ontology annotation, biological process: regulation of actin filament polymerization.
AUAUUUAGUUUUGUACAUACAGUGGAGUGUGUGAGUCUUCUUUUCCACAACCAAUCACAUUAGAGUUAAUUGGAAACUGCAUCACUGUUUAUUGCCGGCAACCAUUGUCAACACUUUAUUUAGAGUUGUACUGGUAGCCACCCACUUAGAAGUGUGAAAUGUCUGAUGACGACUGGGAUGUGGACUUGGAUGCUGUGAAUGAGUUGACCACCGAACAGUCCCGGUGGGGCUCGGGGGCAGCAGCUGUGGAUGAGUCACCACACUCGAUGUUGCAGCUGCGCGAGAAAGUGCUGAGCAGUGACCAAGAUGCAAGGUCAGCCAAAGGUUACGAGAGUUCAUAUGGGUACGGGGGGAAGUUCGGAGUGCAGAAAGACCGAAUGGACAAGGUGGCAGUGGAUGCCAGCUACAAGGCAGAGAUCUCGAAGCACUCCUCAGUCCUGGACAACAAAGUGGGAUUCGGGGGCAAGUACGGAGUGCAGACCGACCGACAGGACAAGUCGGCAGCAGACUGGAGCUACAAGGAAGAGGCCCAGAAACAUCAGUCUCAGAAAGACUACAAAACUGGCUUCGGAGGCAAAUUCGGAGUCCAAACAGAUCGAAAAGACAAAUCUGCGGCCGAUUGGUCUUAUAAAGAAGAAGCUCAGAAGCAUCAGUCGCAGAAGGACUACAAGAGUGGCUUCGGAGGCAAGUUCGGAGUCCAAACAGACCGGAAGGAUGCCUCGGCCGAGACAUGGUCAUACAAGUCUGACAGCAGUAAACACGCCUCACAAACUGAUGGUUCGAAGGGGUUUGGAGGCAAGUACGGAGUGGAGACGGAGAAGAAGGAUGUGUCUGCUCAUGGGUGGGAGGGAGGAGACAGGAAGCCCACUGUGCCCUCCAAACCCAGAGUGGAAUCUGGAGUGUCUGUCGGGAGCGUCAAGUCCAUGUUUGAAAAACCAAAGGGCGAUCAAGCGACAGACAGUGUAGCUAAAUACAGAGCAGCGAGGGCUGAACAGGAGAGAAAGGAGAGAGAAGCACAGCUGGCUCGCCACAACCAGACGAAUGAACACAACUCAAGUGCCUUGGUUACUGGAUCAAAGGUUCCCAAUAGAGCAGAAGAAGCGAGACAACUUGUGGCACAGUCCAAGGUGUCAGCUACUGCAUCUCAGUUCAAUCAACAGCCUAUGAUGUCAUCAGCGCCAGCUCCGAGGCCCGUUCCUGCACGGCCAAAAGCAGCGGCUCCUCUGACACCUCAGACUGUCCAGACUCCUAGUCCAGUUGUAAGUGCCACAUCAGUUGCGGAUGAAAAAGCUGCUGCUCGUGAGAAAAUAGCCCAAAUUGAAGCGGAGAAAGCACGCCAAGAGGCGGAAGAGGAAAGAAGGCAGAAUGCACUACUCGCUGAGCAGCAAGAAAGAGUUGCAAUUGAGAUGGAGCAAAUGAGAGUGGAGAGAGAAAAAGAGAGGGAGGAGGAACAGGCCAAUGUGAUUUCAUACGAAGCUGCACAGCCGGAGCCAGCUGUCAGUGCUGAAUUUACCCCCACUAUAACGGAAGGACUUUGCGCCGUGGCUCAGUACGACUACUCUGCUGCUGGAGACGACGAACUGUCGUUCUGGGCGAAUGACAUUGUGACGAACAUCGACACUUCAGUGGAUGCUGGCUGGUGGAUGGGCAGCUGCAACGGCACCACCGGGCUAUUCCCCAGCAACUUCGUAGAGGUCAUCCAAUCCACAAGGUGGGCACAAGGUGCAGGGGUCAACGAGGGAGCUGUGAGCUCGACCAUUGUGGGUCCGGAGGCGGAGAUAGGGAAGAGUGACGGGGUCUACUUCGACCCAUCUGCAAAUGGUGCUGAUGAAAAUGCGCAGCUGGACUUGAGUAAACUCCCACAAGCUCUAGCCUUAUACCAGUUCGCAUCGGAUGACCCGCAAGAUCUGGCAUUCGAGCCAGACGAGACUGUGGCUGUGCAGAAUUUGGACAACGAAGACUGGUGGUUUGGCUACAUCGGAGAGCGACAAGGCUACUUUCCUGCCAAUCACGUGCAGCUGCUAGGGUAGAAUAGAGAGUAAGACAGAAUAAGAAAUUCAACUUGAACGUCAAUCAAACAAGCCUAAUUUAAACUCACAAGUCUAUCUUUCUGAUUUUUUGCUCUUAAUUUCCAAAAUGAACAACAUAUCCUAUUGGGGUUUAAUAUGUACCAGUGCUGCUCAAGGAAAUGAUUUCCAAUUUUAUACUUAAAUUAAUCGUUGUUUGAUUCUUGUUGAAAUAUUUAUUGUAAAUAAACAUAAAAAUUUAAUUUUUGAUUAUGAUUU